GAGAAACAGCGGCCUUUGGGAAGAGAGAGAAGGCAAAACACUCGCGAAAAUCAGCCAUUUCUAUGCAUUGAGACAUCCAACGGCUGAGAGGCGCACGAUGAAGAUGAAGCAUCUAAUCCGACGGCUCUCGCGCGUCGCCGAUUCGUCCGAGUACGUUCUGCUUCGAUCGGAGUCGAGGGCCGCGAGAGAUCGGCGAUCCGGAGCAAGAAUGGGAAAAGAUCGCCAAUCCGAUGGGAAUGGGGGACAAGAUCGGCGAGGUCAAGGGGGGAGGAAGGUCCAGGAGGGGCACGUGCCGGUUUAUGUUGGCGAGGAGAUGGAGAGGUUCGUGGUGUGCGCCGAGUUUUUGAACCACCCUGUGAUCGGCGAGCUCCUGAAAAGAUCGGCGCAGGAGUACGGGUACGAGCAGGAGGGGGUGCUGAGGAUUCCGUGCCACGUGGCAAUUUUUAAGCGAGUAUUGGAGGGGUUGGAGUUGCGCGGCGAUGUCGACGAGGAGUUGCUGGCGAUUAGUGAAGCUGAGCUCCUGUAAAAUCCUCUCUCUCUCUCUCUACUAAAUACUCUCUCACACGCUCUGGUUUCUUUUUCUAGGUUCUGUGAACUCUCUCUCUCUCUCUCUGCAAUUCCUCUCUCUCUCUCAUCUUGGAUUGAGGGUUUCAGAAGAGGGUCCCCAUGUAAAUACUCUGCGGCAAAAGAGCAGGAGAUUUUUAGGGUUUUUUUUUUGAAGGUUUUCCAGUCCUUUGUUUAUGUACAGGAAACGGCGUCUUUCUGUUACAGAAGAGAUGAUGGUGAAGCAAUGAGUAAAACCCUAACUUUUUCUUUUCUUAUUUCUUUUCACAUUUGAUUCUUGGUUUGUGGAAUGUAGCAAUCUUUAUUUACUUUGGGUUUUGAGUGUAGAGACUGUGAUUGUUACGGAUUCAAGCACAAUGUUUAGUGGAUUUUCACUUUGUAUA
Molecule: messenger RNA, 947 nt
Organism: Amborella trichopoda
Lineage: Eukaryota; Viridiplantae; Streptophyta; Magnoliopsida; Amborellales; Amborellaceae
Product: SAUR-like auxin-responsive protein family
Biological process (GO): response to auxin
Source: RefSeq, a predicted model, not a curated record